Lolium perenne is the source of this 1251-nucleotide messenger RNA. RefSeq lists its product as uncharacterized. The record is from RefSeq and is a predicted model, not a curated record. Lineage: Eukaryota; Viridiplantae; Streptophyta; Magnoliopsida; Poales; Poaceae.
GAAGGACCGACCGGUCCAAUCCCAAAUCGUCAACCCCACCAACGAGGCCACGACCUCCACCUCCCCACGCCGGCCCCCUAAUCCUCCGCCGCCGGCGAGCCCCCUGCCCCCCGCUGCAGCCAAUAAACGGCUUCCCACGUUCCCGGUUUCCCUACAACCUUCUUCCCCGUCGACCCUUUCAAGCGCCGCCGCAGCGGAUCACCGGCCAGGGCGCUGCUCCGGCUAACCACCGUCGCGCCUCCGCCGGCAAGAGGCGCCCGCCUGCCCUCGUAGGAUCCUCCCGCGCCGCCCGUCUCGCGACCUUGGGCGCCACCCGUUCUAGGGCCUCCCCGCCGCCGCGGUAAGGCUCCCUUGACGCCACGGCUUCCUCGCCGCCUGCAGCCCCGCGCCGCCUCAAUGUCUCUCCGCGCGGGACCUCGGUUUCCCACUCCGCGCGUGCUUGCUACAGAAUCGCUCAGAUGGAUGCUGCAGGAGCAACCGCCGUCGACCAAGCGGAGGGGCUGCCGCCGCCCAAGACGUUGGUUGACUGGGCGCUGCAGAUCCUCGACACGGCCGACCCCGACGAGAAGGCCCGACUGGGCGACCUCGCCGCCACCCAGUGGUUGCGCGGCGCCAUCCCGCUCCCCUACGACCCGGCGCAGUCCUCGCGGGCCCUGCCGGACCGCCCGGCGCGGAGCGAUGCGGUGCGGCUGCUCCCGCCCUCCCGGAUGCCGAAGCUGGGGAAGGGCGGCAGCGCGCAGAGCCGGCUGGCGAUGCUGCACUCGCUGGCGCACACCGAGAGCUGGGCCGUCGACCUCUCCUGGGACAUCGUCGCCCGCUUCGGCGCGCAGCUCCAAAUGCCCCGCGAGUUCUUCGACGACUUCGCACGCGUCGCGCAGGACGAAGGGCGGCACUUCGUGGUGCUCUCCGCGCGGCUCAGGGAGCUCGGGUCGCACUACGGCACGCUCCCUGCGCACGACGGGCUCUGGGACUCGGCCAUGAGCACGUCGCACUGCCUCCUCGCGCGCCUCGCCGUCGAACACUGCGUCCACGAGGUGAGCAGCUCUGCCUCUGUUCUCUGUAGUUUGGCCUCCUGCCUUUAUUUACUGCUGAUUCGCGUUGGCAUCAGGACACUGAUCCGUAUAGUAAUGCGAAAAUUCGCUCUACACUGUAUGUACAUUGAGCUACAGGCUUUAUAUACAACUAAAUCAUCGUAAUUUCCCUGUGAUGAAUCAAUCAUCAGUUGAUUAGUUCAGUAAUGUUGGCUCCACA